ACUAAUGUAAAAAUUGAGCCGAAGAGCUAAGAGUUAAUAGGUUCACAACUCAGGCCUGGAACAACACAUUUGGCCACCUGGGAACUGGAAAAAUUAUUUCCAUAGUAAUGGCUGAAGCAAUACCACUGCGAGAAAAGAAGCAGAGAACUCUACCUCGGUCUGAUGGGUGUGGUCUUAAUAACUUUGACGCUCUAGAUUUGUCUGGAGGGCUGAGGAUAGUCCUGGUCGGCAAGACCGGUUCAGGGAAGAGUGCAACAGGAAACACCAUCCUUGGCAGAGCUGCCUUCAAAGAAGACCCGAGCCCUGUGUCUGUGACCAAACACUGUGAGACACAGAGCGGAGAAGUGGACGGGACUGCGGUCCAGGUCAUUGACACACCAGGUCUGUUUGAUACAGGCAUCACAGAGGAAGAAUUAAAAACAAGGAUAGAGGAGUGCGUCAAGAUGUCGGUACCCGGCCCCCAUGCCUUCCUCCUGGUGAUAAGGCUUGGGGUAAGGUUCACCGAGGAGGAAAGAAAUGCUGUGAAGUGGAUCCAGGAUAACUUUGGAGACGAUGCCUCCAUGUACACAAUCAUGCUGUUUACGUGUAAGGAUCAGGCUAAAGCUGACAAUGCUCUGAAGGAGUGCAAGGAGCUACGGAGACUCUCAAUUACAUUUGGACGCAGAUACCACGCCUUCAACAACAAUGAUGCAGAUGACCGCGUUCAGGUCAAGGAGCUGAUCACCAUGAUCAAGGAAAUGGUACAAGAUAAUGGGGGCAAACACUACACAAAUGAGAUGUAUGAGAAAGCUCAGAGAAAGUUGAGAGAGGAGGAGGAGCUCAAGAUACAAGAGGAGGAAAAGAAGAAAGAGGAGGAGAAGAAAAUGUGGGAUGCAGAGAGGGAGGAGAAAGAGAAAGAGAGAGAAAAGAAGAAAAAAGCCAAAAGAAAGAAUAUACGCGUGGCCUCGGCCGCUGCGUUUGUGUUGCUGCUUGCUGGGGUGGUUAUAGCAGUGGGAGCUGACACCACAGUGGCUCUCGCUCUAGGAGCUCCUGCACUCGUCCUGGGAGUGUUAUGUGGUUUAGCUGCCAUUUGUUUAUGGAGAGGAAUAAGAUGUAAAGCUAAAGAAAAUAUUCCAAUAUAACUAGGCAGUAUUGUGUGACAAGGACAUGUUGAUCCACCUGCAGUAUGUGACACUGAAUAUAGAAAUCUCUAAAAAAAACAGUAUAAGUACUGCACAUAUUAUUUUAGAACUAGUCAAUCCAUUAUGUUUUUCUCGCCUUUUCUGCCUUCUGCUUUCAAAAUUAUAACAUUUUGACACAACAUUGCAGUAACAGAAGUAUGUGAAUUUAAAGUGGAAAUAGACAACCUUUUUGCUUUAACUUAUCAUUAUGAAGUAAAUGUUGAUUGCACAGUGUAAUGGCUAUAGAAUAAUGACACCAUUGGCGUUUAGAUUGAUUCCCUAUAAGCCUUGCUUUCAUUAUGCAAUUCUGUCUGCCAUCAGGUACAAUUACCUGGGAAAAUGGAGGCUUGAUUUAUGGCACAAAGGAAGUGCAUCAACCAUUGCGUAACCAAAAGAGGAAGAAGAUAGCACAUUUGUUUUUCCCGGUAGCUAUCGCAACUAUAUCUCAUAAUAAUUUUUUAGGUGGCCAUCCUGUGUCUAUUGUCUUAUUGCUAUAUAUGUUAUGGAAAAUUCUAACUUUAGGAAUCGGGUUACACUGGGUCAUGCAUGGGCCUCGAGGUCUCAGUAAAGACAGCAGUAAAUCUUAGAGAGAGAGACACGAUCUCUUCUCCUUGUGGAGCACAGCAGUUGUCUGCAGAUGUUUGGAGAAAGCAGGAGCCAUUCUGAUAAAGAGUGAACCGGCGUUGUCAUGGUAACCAGGGUCAGGGGAGAUGGCCCGGAGACCCCCCAAACAAACACAUAUAGGUGACUGUGUAGAUUCCAUUGGCAUAAUCUGACAACAGCGGCUCCAGACCAGAAUGCGCUGACGGUGACCUGAAGCUUCAUGCAACAUGACUGAACUAACAAACAAAAAUGUUUCCCUGUUUAGAAACUAGUGAGCCAAUAGGCUAGACUUUGCAUACAGUAGAUGCAUUGAGUUUGACCAUUUCUUGGCGUUUAGUAUUUACGAUAUGAUCUAUAGGGGUUUAAAGAGUGACCACCUGGGACCGAAUCAUCAGAGUUGAGACAGCAUCAAGCACAGACAACUGUAUUGAUAAAGUUUAAAUUUCUCCUUGGCCAAGUCUCAAUAAAUAUUCUCAGCAUAAGACAUCAAAGGCUCCUCGACACUUUCUUCGCUGAUGAGUUGACCAUUGAUCAGCAAACCUCAACAACAAUAUGAUAAAUGUACAGGUAAAUCUGAUGACACAUUACUUAUGUCUGCGUAUGCUACAUUUUAGUUGCAUUGAGUAUACUUCCUGAAUAAACUCUUCCCACUACCGUCGCUAAAGGGAAGAAAAGUUGUCUGUUUCCACUUUAAUGCUGACAGUAAACAAACGGUAUGAAACGCAAUACUUGUUUUCUUUUUUUGCUUUUUUUUUUUUUUUUUUUUCCUCAUUUAUUGUUUGGAGUUUUGUUUUUAAUGAUUUGAUAUAUAUUAAACCUACACCAUGAAAUAUAUAAGAUGUGUUUUGGCUUA
Messenger RNA from Thunnus maccoyii (southern bluefin tuna), 2616 nucleotides. RefSeq names its product GTPase IMAP family member 4-like. Gene Ontology annotation, molecular function: GTP binding. NCBI's taxonomy places the organism in Eukaryota, Metazoa, Chordata, Actinopteri, Scombriformes, Scombridae. The record is from RefSeq and is a predicted model, not a curated record. The transcript has 3 exons. The coding region runs from base 108 to 1121 and encodes 337 amino acids.